AUGGUGAUCACUACUCCUUUCCAGACUUUAUUUGCGGUACCCAUGACCUGCGAAAGCUGUAUUAAAGACAUCUCAGGUUCAUUGCACAAACUCAGCGGAAUCCACAAAGUUGAGGCAAACCUUAAAGAUCAGCUCGUGACCAUCGAGGGCACAGCGGCUCCUUCCGCCAUUGUUGCAGCCAUACAGUCUACUGGACGAGAUGCAAUUCUACGGGGCACGGGCGGCUCAAACAGUGCGGCGGUGUGCAUUCUUGAGACACAUUCAACAACCGUAUCAGAUAAAGUGAAGGGACUGGCACGGAUGGUUCAGGUUUCUCCAGAUCUGACUCUCAUCGAUCUUACAAUCAGAGGCUUGUCACCAGGUAGCUACUGGGCUACGGUAAGAGAGACGGGAGACAUCUCAAAUGGUGCAAUCUCAACUAGGGGGAUCUGGACUGAUCCGAAGGAAGGUGCUCUCAAGCCAAGAGGAUUCUUAGGGACUGUGCAGGUAGGUAAGGAUGGCGUUGGAAGUGUGUUCCUUGAUAAGCCAAUCCAGAUCUGGGAGAUGAUUGGAAGGGGGAUGGUAGUAUCGAAACAGCAUGAGGGCGAUUGCAAGUUUGAGAAGAACGAUGCGGAUACGCUCGUCGGUGUGAUUGCUCGAAGCGCAGGCGUCUGGGAUAACGACAAAACGGUGUGCUCGUGCUCCGGCAAGACGUUGUGGGAAGAAAGAAAGGACGAAGUGAAGAAGGGCAUGUUGUGA
Molecule: messenger RNA, 738 nt
Organism: Cadophora gregata
Lineage: Eukaryota; Fungi; Ascomycota; Leotiomycetes; Helotiales; Ploettnerulaceae
Gene: CCS1
Product: copper chaperone
Exons: 4
Coding region: 1-738 (245 amino acids)
Biological process (GO): removal of superoxide radicals
Cellular component (GO): cytoplasm
Molecular function (GO): superoxide dismutase copper chaperone activity; copper ion binding
Source: RefSeq, a predicted model, not a curated record